Messenger RNA from Suillus fuscotomentosus, 1878 nucleotides. RefSeq lists its product as uncharacterized. Gene Ontology annotation, molecular function: protein binding. The coding region runs from base 209 to 1582 and encodes 457 amino acids. Lineage: Eukaryota; Fungi; Basidiomycota; Agaricomycetes; Boletales; Suillaceae. The transcript is spliced from 6 exons. The record is from RefSeq and is a predicted model, not a curated record.
ACAAACGUCGGCGACGUCGACCAGCUGUCGAGGCUGCACAAGGAAUCUUUAGCGGCCUAGCAGGUUAUCUUUCUUCUUACCCUUCAGCGCCAUUGGUUGCAUCUGCGAGCCAGACUUGACUGUAGUCGCAGAAAACCCAGAUACCUAGUCUGUGGCUCGGGAAAACCCACAUCUCAGUCUAAAGACGUCUACUUCGAACACUCAACCGAUGGUCACGGCAGACAACCUGAAUCUCGACGUGCUCGAGUUAAUUUUUGCAUUCAUCUCUGGAAAUGAUCUCGUCGCUGUCUCGUCUGUUAGCAAGUCGUUCCUCGCUGGCGUUAUUCCGUGUUUGUAUGCCAAGGUCUCUUUCACCGCAAAGCAUGUCAAACGAUAUAGACCCGAAGGAGGAGGGAUCAUGUCACCAUUCCUCACUCUUCGCAAUCACCCUGAUCUAGCUGUCCAUGUUCGUCAAAUUGACAUACAUUGUGCACCGUUCAUUGCAGCUGGACAAGUACAUCCGAGAUUCCUUUCGGAAACUGCGGACGCGCUACAAGUUUGCAAAAACCUAACAUCAUUUGUGUGUGGGCCGAGGAUCCUCCCAGCUCUGCUCGGCUCCCUGCAGGGAAAGGAACGCUUGCAGGAUCUGCACAUCUAUGCCGCGCUCACAACGACGCAAGGGGAGAUGCUGCAAAAAAUCACAACGCUACGCAGCCUGACUCUGGACUACCCGACCUGGAAUAUUGUGGAUUCGCUGACGAGAUGGGCUCAGCCGUUACAGCGAACACUUUCGCACCUCACGAUCUUCAUGUCUCAAGAAGUGAAUGGCAUAUUAUUGGAAGCCUUGCUCCCUUUACUGCCUCGUCUUCGUGGGCUGCACCUCAUUGGAUGUCCAAAGGCUCCUCAUACAGUGGUCAUCAAAGCUGCUACAACACACACCCCAUCGUUGAAAGAAUUCUCUUUCACUAUAUUCGAAAAUACCCCUCCACCAAGCCUUUUUUGCCUACCUACUAUCACCUUACCCAGCCUGCAGCAUCUUGCCAUCGACGUGCGUCCAACAUCUGAUGCAACGGCUAUGACAAUGUCAUCGCUCCUUGUUUCGCUGACCUCUCUAUCUACACUUGUGCUCAAGUUUGCGGACCGUCAGCUCCCUAUAUGGAACUCUGUCAUUGAUCUUAUUGCUCCCCCCAAUGCUGUCACAGUGCCUUUGAAACGUCUUGCUCUCAUGGACUGUGCAGUUCCAAUUGACAUGGUUGGAAAGCUAAGCUCCAAGUGCAAAGAUCUGGAAAUGUUGGAAAUACCGCUGCCAAUCAAAGACAUUCAAGCCUUUACUGCAGCAAUAUCAAGUUUGAAAGAGUUGCACACGUUGACCGAUGUUGGUGAUGCUCACGCAAGUCACGGCCCGCGUGCGACCUUAGCGAGGAACGACGUGAGAUACAUGAUGCGGGCGUGCGUAAAUUUAAGGACGAUAGUCAGUGAUGGGCGGAUGUGGACGGGACGUCCAGAUUGUUUCAUUGGUGUAACAGUUACGCCCCAGCGGUACAAGGCCAACGCCACACAACAUUGGUUUUCCCCUCUAAAAGAAUAUUCAUAUUUGAGUUAAUGUUUGCUGUUGUUCAUCAUGCUAAGAUCAGAUGACCGCGCUUAUAAUCUACGGCAUACUGGUAAUUGAUGUAGGCUACCGAAGCAAUUCGAUUGAGUGCUGCAGCCUACGGUGGAUGAGCUGCCGAGGAUCAAUGCACGCUUAGCAGCGUUUAUUUCGAGUACUUCUUAAUCUCUUCCAGCACUUGACGACUGCUUGCUAAUUAAUCGUACCAUUUCUUCUGGUGGACUGGGCAAACUAUCUCAAGUAUGUUUGUAUAAUUUGUUCAAAGCUGCCUGCCUGUCACUAACGAGAAC